AUGUCAACAGAGACAACCGCCAACGCGCUCGUCCUGCACGGCGCCAAGGAUCUCCGUCUAGAAAAGCGAACCGUAUCCGCCCCGACCGGCGCCGACGUCCAGGUCGCCGUCCAAGCUACCGGCAUUUGUGGCUCCGACCUGCACUACUACUCCCACGGCCGCAAUGGCGACUUCGUUGUGCGUGAGCCCAUGUGUCUGGGCCACGAGUCCGCCGGCACCGUGACAGCUGUCGGUCCUGAUGUCACGACCCUGAAAGUCGGCGACCGCGUCGCCAUGGAAGUCGGUCUGCCCUGCCGCAAGUGUGCCCUCUGCCAGCAGGGCCGCUACAACAUCUGCCCGCAGAUGCAAUUCCGCAGCAGUGCCAAAGUCUUCCCCCACCUGGACGGCACUCUGAUGGAGCGCACCAACCACCCCGCUGCCAUGUGCCAUGCCUUGCCCGCCAACGUCUCUGAUGCUGGCGGCGCCCUGGUUGAGCCUCUCGCCGUCUGCCUGCACGCCAUCCGUCGCUCGCGGCCCCCAACUAAAGACGACGUCGCCCGCGCGGCGGCCGCCGGCGAAGCCACUGCCGCUCUGGUCUUCGGCGCCGGCGCCAUUGGCUUGCUUCUUGCCUCCGCACUCGCUGCUUCCGAGUCAUUCUCCACCAUCGUUGUGGCCGACAUCGACGCCGCGCGACUGGAGAUAGCCGCCUCGCUGGGGCUCGGCCUCAAGACGGCGCUCAUUCCACGCGGUGACCUUGCGAACCCACCGCCGCCCAAGGAUGCCCCACACGCCGAGCAGACGGCGUUUGCGCUGAAGAACGCGCAGAGCGUCGCGGCCUCGCUGACCAGCGCUGCGCAGGUCAAUGGCGGGCUCGCCAUCUCAGGCUUCAGCCGCGUCUACGACUGCACCGGCGUGCCGGCAUGCGUCCAGGCCGGCAUAUAUGCCUCCGCGCCGGGCGGCGUCCUCGUCCAGAUCGGCAUGGGCAAUCCCGUCCAGACGCUACCGGUGGGUGCUGCAGCGCUGCGCGAAGUCGAUAUUAUCGGUGUCUUCCGGUACGAUGGGCACGCGUACCCGGCUGCCAUCACGUUGCUGGCCAGUGGCAAGAUGCAAACCACAGAGGAAAAGGUGGUGACCCACCGGCUGUCCCUGGAGGAGGGCGAGCGGGCAUUCACGCUGGCUGGAAAGGGCGUGGACGAGAGUGGCAACCCGGUUGUGAAAGUAAUUAUCGAGAGCCGAACUCCGGUGCUGGGUCGGUUGUAA
Penicillium macrosclerotiorum is the source of this 1239-nucleotide messenger RNA. Its product is annotated as NAD(P)-dependent alcohol dehydrogenase. Gene Ontology annotation, molecular function: zinc ion binding; L-iditol 2-dehydrogenase (NAD+) activity. The coding region runs from base 1 to 1239 and encodes 412 amino acids. The record is from RefSeq and is a predicted model, not a curated record. The transcript has 2 exons. Lineage: Eukaryota; Fungi; Ascomycota; Eurotiomycetes; Eurotiales; Aspergillaceae. Gene Ontology annotation, biological process: D-sorbitol catabolic process.